UCGACAGUUAGUCGAACUCGAGUAGGCAAUAAACCAAGACAAUGUUUAAGAUCGUUUGUGCAGUAGUGCUCCUGGUGGCCUUGGCCUCCGCCGAGCUCCAUCGCGUUCCGAUCCUCAAGGAGGAGAACUUCGUGAAGACCCGGCAGAAUGUCCUGGCCGAGAAGGCCUACCUGCGCACCAAGUACCAGCUGCCCUCCCUUCGCAGCACCAACGAGGAGGAGCUGUCCAACUCGCUGAACAUGGCCUACUACGGAGCGAUUUCCAUCGGAACUCCCGCCCAGAGCUUCAAGGUGCUGUUCGAUUCGGGCUCCUCCAACCUGUGGGUGCCCUCGAACACCUGCCAGAGCACCGCCUGCACAACCCACAACCAGUACGACUCCAGUGCCAGCUCCACCUACGUGGCCAACGGCGAGAGCUUCUCCAUCCAGUACGGAACUGGCAGUCUCACCGGCUACCUCUCCACCGACACCGUUGACGUCAAUGGAUUGAAAAUCACGGGUCAGACCUUCGCCGAGUCCACCAGCGAACCAGGAACCAAUUUCAACAAUGCCAACUUCGAUGGUAUCUUGGGCAUGGCCUACGAGGCUCUGGCCGUCGACGGAGUGGCUCCUCCGUUCUACAACAUGGUUUCCCAGGGUCUGGUCGACAGCUCCGUCUUCUCGUUCUACCUGGCCCGCGCUGGAACCUCCAGCCAGGGUGGAGAGCUGAUCUUCGGUGGAUCCGAUUCGUCGCUCUACUCCGGAUCCUUGACCUACGUGCCCAUCUCGGAGCAGGGCUACUGGCAGUUUGCUGUGGCCGGAGCCUCCGUCGAUGGUUAUACCCUGUGUGAGGGCUGCCAGGCGAUCGCCGAUACCGGCACUUCCCUGAUCGUGGCUCCCUACGAUGCGUACUACACUCUGUCGGAGAUUCUGAACGUGGAUGAGGAUGGUUAUGUGGACUGCUCUUCGGUGAGCUCCUUGCCUGUGGUCACCUUCAACAUCGGUGGCACUGACUUCACCCUUGAGCCCUCGGCUUACAUCAUCCAGUCCGAUGGCAACUGCAUGUCUGGCUUCGAGUACAUGGGCACCGACUUCUGGAUUCUGGGCGAUAUCUUCAUUGGCCAGUACUACACCGAGUUCGAUUUGGGCAACAACCGCAUUGGCUUCGCCCCAGUUGCCUAAGUUAAUAUGAAUACAUUAAUAAAACAAUAUAUAAUAAUUAA
Molecule: messenger RNA, 1201 nt
Organism: Drosophila ficusphila
Lineage: Eukaryota; Metazoa; Arthropoda; Insecta; Diptera; Drosophilidae
Gene: Bace
Product: lysosomal aspartic protease
Exons: 1
Coding region: 42-1160 (372 amino acids)
Biological process (GO): proteolysis; cell death
Cellular component (GO): lysosome
Molecular function (GO): aspartic-type endopeptidase activity
Source: RefSeq, a predicted model, not a curated record